This is a messenger RNA of Ophidiomyces ophidiicola, 1560 nucleotides long. RefSeq lists its product as uncharacterized. The transcript has 7 exons. NCBI's taxonomy places the organism in Eukaryota, Fungi, Ascomycota, Eurotiomycetes, Onygenales, Onygenaceae. The coding region runs from base 1 to 1560 and encodes 519 amino acids. Gene Ontology annotation, molecular function: oxidoreductase activity, acting on paired donors, with incorporation or reduction of molecular oxygen; iron ion binding; heme binding. The record is from RefSeq and is a predicted model, not a curated record.
AUGGCGUCGAUGUUUUUGAUUACAAUAGCGAAGAGAAGCAAGAGAAGUAGAUUCGUUGAUAUUGCUGUUGCACUUGCGACAUUCUACGGCUUUUACGCUAUCGCCAUCGGGACAUGGAGGUUGUACUUCCACCCUCUGUCAAAAUUCCCAGGGCCACGAUUAGCCGCGUUGACAUUGUGGUACGAAUGCUACUUUGAUGUCUUCCAGGGCGGCCAGUAUUUUAAAGAAAUUGAGCGGCUACACUCGAUCUAUGGCCCCAUAGUGCGCAUCAGCCCCAGUGAGAUUCAUAUAAAAGAUCCAGAGUGGGUUACAGAGCUGUAUCCGCUUGGGAAUCGCAAGCGCAACAAAUAUGCCUGGUUCUUAUCUGAGGGAACGAACGCAACGAGUUCUGCCACGGUACAUCACGAUGUUCAUCGCCAGCGCCGCUCCGCUCUCGCACCAAGCUUCUCCAAACAGUCAGUCGUGUCCUUCGAGGAAACUGUGAUUCGUCCCAAUAUCUCUACUAUGUGUAGCCAACUAGACGCAUUUGCUAGAAAUGGUAACCCCGUCGUGUUAGGCACAGUUUUUUCAAGCCUAACCAUUGACUCGGUGCUUCAAAUGUGGUAUGGCGCACCUCCAGCUCAGACAAAUUCUUGGUCAUUUUUUCCUCGUUGGACAGAUGUUAUCCAGCCUCUUCUGACGGGUUCGCACUUCUUUCGGCAUUUUCCUAAAUCGUUCUACUUCCUAAUCUUAGUGCCAAAGUCGGUCUUAGAUAAAAUGGAAGGACUGUCUUUUAUUUUCGGGUUGCAAAAGGAAACUUCGGCCCUUGCCAAAGUCGCUAUGGAAUCCGAUCACUCCACAAAAGCUCCAUGUCUGAUACAGAAACUAAAAAGUAGCCCUCUGCCUGCAAACGAACGGUCCUUAUCCAGGCUAUCGAACGAAGGGUUCAGCUUCAUUAUGGCAAGCACAGAAAGCACCGCCCAAACCCUCUCUGCUAUAUUUUACCACCUCGCAGAUAAUCCGGAUGUUUUAGCUGAGCUUCGCAUUCAGAUUCGGUCGUUGUGUAAAGCCCGUGAGUGCACUGCGCAAGAAUUAUCAUGGACCGUUCUCGAACAGCUCUCGUAUCUUAGAUACAUCGUGAUGGAGUCUAUGAGAGUGACCUCGUCCGUAACUGGACGUCUAGCACGCAUUGCCCCGGACGAAACCCUUAAAUAUAAAGGGUGGGAGAUCCCGCCUGGCACUCCUGUUAGCAUGGACCAUCAUUUUACACACCUUGAUCCGACAAUUUUUCCAGAACCAAAGAAAUUCAAUCCCGAUAGGUGGAAAAUUGCCUCUGAAAGUGGAAACUCACUAGAUCGCUAUUUCUUACCUUUUGGCAGAGGAAGUCGGAUGUGUAUCGGGAUGAAUCUAGCAAAAGCCAUAAUUUACCGAACAAUUGCUACAGUUGUGCAAAAUUACGACUUUGAUUUGUUCGAGACCACACGAGACGAUGUUGAAAUUGUUCGUGAUAAUCUGAUAGGUGCCGUGAAGCCAGACUCACAGGGUGUCCGAGUUACGCUACGACAGAGAAUGAAGACUUGA